This is a messenger RNA of Lactuca saligna, 1914 nucleotides long. The record is from the annotation of a GenBank genome assembly. NCBI's taxonomy places the organism in Eukaryota, Viridiplantae, Streptophyta, Magnoliopsida, Asterales, Asteraceae.
AUGAAGACGAGUCUCCGCAUCGAAUCUCUGUCUUCUCCGACAGCACUCCAGCGACCGCCAAUUGCCGACGACGAAACCGGCGACCAAGAUCGACUUCCGGCAGUUGUAACGGAGGAGAAUUUCCCCAAUAUUUUGAGCGAUGGCUUAGGCUCCCGGGUUUGCAUGGGUACGUAUCUUUGGAGGUAUACUUCGCGGAUGAUGCGUGGAAUGUUUAAAAAAAUAGUAGAAUUUAGACAAUUCAAGGAGGCUAAUCCUGAAUCCAAGAAAAUACACAAGUAUACCGUUUCUGGUUUUAUGCUGCCAUUUAAGAUCUGGAUUUUGGAGACGUUCCCCGAGGCAACAAAAUUUUAUGUACGCAUCCCGAUAGAAUUGCCAAAGAUGAGGUGUUGGAGAAGUAAAACAACGUUAUCUUGGGAGAACUGUUGUAGAAUAAUCAACGUGUAUGUGCCUAACAACCAACCUAUUCAAGUGGUGGCAAACGAGACGGAGCUGAUGUUGCCCUUUUAUGUUCGAUACGUGAAUUGGACUCUUAACCAUGAAGAGUCUCCUCCAUUGCAACAUAGUUCGAUCCGAAAUAGUCCACCUGCUGUUCAGUUGCCUCCUCGUAGAAGUAUGUACAAGUCGAAUACAUGUUCGACUGAAUCUGCCACAAAUGCUUCUUCCUCGCAACAGCCUGAAAUAGAAACGACGGUGGUAAAGAAGAAGAAGAGUAGAACAAAGGCAUUAGUGAAGUGUCUACUAGGCGUCGUGGCUGAAUUAUCAUCUAAAGUAGACCGUGUAUUAGAAGAAAAAGAUGAGCCAAAUAAACGGUUUGUAAAGGAUGAGGAGGAAGAUGAGGAAGAGGUGGAGAUGAUAAACGAAGAGGGUGAAGAAGCAUAUUGCCAUGAUACACAAUUCGACUAUGCUGGUUUGGAGGAGAAAGUUGCGCCUACACCUACGGAGCCGUCACCAGACUUGAGUGAACAUGACACAAAAAUAGUGACUCCUAUUGGUAGGCCGCAACGAAAAAGGGCUCCAGCAUGGUAUCAGCGCACUCUGUUCACAGUGGUGCAAUCGACAGCAAAAUUAAAGAAAAUCAGCAAGACAAGGAAGACAAAAAUUGAGGAGAGUCCUAAAAAAACAAAUGAGGACAUUGUCAAUGCAGAGAGUAGUGACGUUCCUUCAAACAAUCUCUUGUUGUACAAUAUUUUUACUACUAGUCCGAUGAGUUUUUGGCAAGAAUGGAGUUUAAUCUCUCCCAAACUGAUCACUAAACAUAGGUUGCAUAUCCUCCCACUAGAUAUGGAUUUUUGGGCGAGGUUACUUUCUCUUAGUGACAAAGGGUGGUUAGUUUCUACGCAUAUUAGUAUAUGGAGAUCCCUGUUGAUGGAAAGGCGGCCGACGAACGCUCGGUGGACUCUAUAUCCUGAAGGAAUCAAUUUGGAACCCGGAAAAUCAUAUUUAUUUAGGAAUGUAGCAGAUGGUUUUGGAGGUUGUCCUAAAUGGAAGGAUGUGGAUACGGUUAUAUUUGUAAUAAAUGUUGUGCAUGCCCAUAGGUUUUUGGCGGUUCUACAUUUAGAUACUUGGAAAGUAGAAAUUUUUGACUCAGCACAAGUUGCGAGUUACUUCUCAACGUACUUAACUAAUGGAGAAUUCAAAAGUUUUGGAGACAGUAUUAUCUCAGAGUUGGAUGUCAUUGAGUACUGGAAGCAUUUCCCCAUUGGACACAGAGACAAUGCAAAGGUCGAGUUUGUUGAUGUUGUAGACACCCCACAACAAGAAUAUAGUCUUGAAAGAGGGGAUUGUGGAGUAUUUGUAUGCAUGUUUAUGGAAAUGAUUAUUUAUGGGGUACUAGUGGAAAUUUCAAGGACAUCUAGAGAAGCUGCAUUUCUCUACAGAAAUAAGAUGGCAAAUGUUAUUUGGGAUACUAUAUAA